AUGUUGCUGCUCUGUUGCAUAACGAGCGCGGCGGCACUGUCACCGGCACUGAGUUUUCUGCCGCGAGCGCCGCGCACCGUCUUGCGCGCGGCCAAAGAUGACAUGCCGCCCUACGACGGUUACGAAGAUGAGGUCGCGAAGCGGCGGAUCUCGCGCGACAACGUGGGCGUGAGUUUCUCAAAGCCGGACGGCCGCGCCGCGCGCCUCAAGCAGCUGCUCCAGGACGAGGACUUCGACGCCGCCGAGCGCGAGUCCGCGGCGGCCCUCGCCGUGCUGCCCGAGCUGGCCGAUGUGGCACGCAUGCGAGGCCGCGCGCUCCUCUCGCCGCUGCUCGACAAGCUGAUCGACGGCGGGGCGGUCGGCAAGGCUGAUUUUGAAGGGGCGUACGAGGCCUACCGGCUCGCAUCGAUCAUGAAUCCCGACGACAGCGCCGAGGCGGACGAAGCGUUGGGGAGGAUCCGGGAUCUGUGCCAGAAGCUCGAGGCACGUGAGAAGGACGACCUCGAGCAGGUCAUCGAGACGACGGGCAAGGCCGUCGAGGAGAAGGCGCUGCGCUUCGGCCGCGGCGCGCGCGUCGUUUGUAAUACCGGCCGCAAUUCCGAGGAGCCAUGGGAGGCCGGCACGGUGGUCGCCCUCUACCACCGCGAGGAAGGCUGGGCGCCGGGCGAGGUCGUACCCUAUCAAGUGCGACUCAACGACGGCACACUGAUUUAUGCUCCUUUCGACGCGGACGGCUGCAUCCGCCUGCGGGGCGGCGACGACCUCGACGUCGACGUCGUCGUCGUCGGCGCGGGCGCGGCGGGCAUCGGCUGCGCGGUCUCAUUGACGCGCGCGUUCGGCCUCGACCCCGCGCGCGUCCGACUUUUGGAGCGCAGCGACGCCGUCGGCGCGUCGUUCCGCGCGUGGCCGGAAGAGAUGCGAUUCAUCAGUCCAUCGUUCAACCAGCAGGGCUGGACGAGCUCGUUCGACCUGAACGCCGUGGCCCAGGACACGUCGCCGGCCUACGCCCUCCACGCGCAGCAUCCGUCGGGCUCGCAGUACGCCGACUAUCUCGCGGCGCUGGCCGAUGACGCGAACCUCAACAUACGGCUUGCUACCGAGGUGCGGAGCAUCGAGCGACUCGAGGACGGUGAUUUCGACGUGCAUGUGCGCGCGGGCGGCGCCGACUCCGUCGUCAGAACGCGCUUCGUCGUCUGGGCUGCCGGGGAGUUUCAGUAUCCCUCGACCGGCGACAUGCCCGGGGCGGAAUUCUGCGUGCACAACUCGAAAGUGGAGUCCUGGGCCGGCCUCCCGGGCGACGAGCGCGUGGUCAUCGGCGGCUACGAGUCGGGGGUAGAUGCGACCGUCAACCUGGCCCGGGCGGGCAAGAAGGUCACGGUCCUCGCCUCAACCCCGACAUGGAACGUCCAGACUCCUGACCCCUCCACGGAACUCGCGCCCUACACCGCGGAACGGCUUCGCGAGGUUACCGCUGAAGGUUUUACUGGACCGACUCCGGAGCUCCUGGCGCCGCUGCGCGUGCUUCGCGUCGAGGAAGCGUCAGAAGGAGGUUACAACGUCGUCGCCGCGUGGAAGAAGCAAGAGGCGCAGUUGCGACCGGAAGGAUCGCUGCGGAGGCCGUUCGAAGGGGCCGCGCCGCCGGGCGCCGAGGGGAGCGAAUUAGUCGUGCAUACGGCCCAGCCGCCCGUGCUCUGCACGGGGUUCGAGGGGAGCGUCGCCGCCAUUGGGCGCGACCUGUUCGAUCUGGCGGACGACUCGGGAAACGGCUGCCUCGCGGGCGCGCCCCUGCUGACUGCGGAAGAUGAGUCCACGAAAACUCCUGGGGUCUUCCUUGUCGGACCCACCGUCGUCCAGGGCGAGCUCAGCUUCUGCUUCGUCUACAAGUUCCGCCAGCGCUUCGGCAUCGUCGCCGACGCAAUUUCCAGGGGCCUGGGGCGCGACACGAAGGCCGCCGUCCAGGGCCUGCGCCAGGCGAACAUGUACAUGAACGACCUGUCGUGCUGCGAGAACACGUGCGGGGAGGUAUGUUAA
This is a messenger RNA of Pelagomonas calceolata, 2031 nucleotides long. The record is from the annotation of a GenBank genome assembly. Lineage: Eukaryota; Pelagophyceae; Pelagomonadales; Pelagomonadaceae.